Megalops cyprinoides (Indo-Pacific tarpon) is the source of this 3080-nucleotide messenger RNA. Its product is annotated as phosphatidylinositol 3-kinase regulatory subunit alpha. The transcript has 15 exons. The coding region runs from base 190 to 2358 and encodes 722 amino acids. The record is from RefSeq and is a predicted model, not a curated record. Lineage: Eukaryota; Metazoa; Chordata; Actinopteri; Elopiformes; Megalopidae. Gene Ontology annotation, biological process: phosphatidylinositol phosphate biosynthetic process; insulin receptor signaling pathway. Gene Ontology annotation, molecular function: 1-phosphatidylinositol-3-kinase regulator activity; protein binding. Gene Ontology annotation, cellular component: phosphatidylinositol 3-kinase complex.
AUCAACAUCAAAUUCAUGUUGUAAAUAGAUGGCAUGUGGACUGUGCUUUCAAAUUAGUUUUAUCUAUUUGUGGGGUUUUUUGGGGGGCGGUGUGAGAAUAACUUGGUAGGCCCACUGUCUCUAGAUAGGAAAGGUUUUUAGUCUUUAUUGGCCUUCCGGAGUAAUAAUCUGUGACGCAAAGUAACCAAGAUGAGUGCAGAGGGGUACCAGUACAGAGCGCUGUACGACUACAAGAAGGAGAGGGAAGAGGACAUCAGCCUGCAUGUUGGAGACAUACUGGUCGUGAGCAAAGGCACUCUGCUGGCCUUGGGCUACGGCGACGGUUUCGAGGAGAGACCGGAGGAGAUUGGUUGGCUGACUGGUUUUAAUGAGACGACACAGGAGAAAGGGGACUUCCCUGGGACCUAUGUCGAGUUCAUAGGCAAGAAAAGAAUUUCACCCCCGACGCCCAAACCGAGGCCUCCCCGACCCCUCCCUGUAGCGCCGGGAUCAUCCAAGGCCGAUUCAGAGUCAGAGCAAGCCUCAUCGCUGCCAGACCUGACGGAGCAGUUCGCACCUCCCGAGACGGCGCCGCCUAUACUGGCCAAGCUGCUGGAGGCCUUAGAGAGAAAAGGUUUGGAGAGCCCUGUGCUUUACAGGACCUUUACAGCGGGAAGCAGACUGGAUUUCAGACAGGGCUUUGAUAGUAUGGACCUGGAACAGGUGGAUCUCCAGGCGUUGUGCGAUGGUCUUUGGAGAUACCUGCAAGACCUGCCCAACCCGGUCAUUCCCUCCUCCAUCCAAAGUGACAUGGUACAUGUGGCGCAAGAGGUGCAGAACCCCGAGGAGUGCGCCCAGCUGCUCCGCCGGAUCGCCGGGUCGCCCAGCCUGCCGCCCCAGUACUGGCUGGCCCUCCACUGCCUCGUCAAACACUUCUGCCGGGUGUGCCAGGGCAGCGUGAAGAACCUGCUCAGCCCCCGGGCCCUGGGGGAGAUCUUCGGACCGCUGCUCUUCAGACACCAGACGGCAAGCUGUGAGCCCAGCCAAGAAUCCCAUGUUAGGAUUAUAGAAGUCCUGGUCACCAGUGAGUGUAAUGACCACCAGGCUGCUCCAGCCCUGCCUCCUAAACCGCCAAAGGCCGCCCCUGUCACAAACAACGGUAUGAAUAACAACAUGGCUCUGCAAGACUCGGAGUGGUACUGGGGAGACAUCUCAAGGGAGGAAGUAAAUGAGAAACUGAGAGAUACAGCCGAUGGUACGUUUUUGGUCCGAGACGCCUCUACAAAAAUGCACGGAGACUACACUCUUACCCUGAGGAAGGGAGGCAACAACAAAUUGAUCAAAAUUUUCCACCGCGAUGGGAAGUACGGGUUCUCUGACCCUUUGACUUUCAACUCUGUGGUGGAGCUCAUCAAUCACUACAGGCACGAAUCUCUGGCCCAGUACAACCCUAAACUGGACGUGAAACUGCUGUACCCAGUGUCAAAGCACCAGCAGGAUCAGGUGGUUAAAGAAGACAACAUAGAAGCGGUCGGCAAAAAGCUGCACGAGUACCACCUGCAGUAUCAGGAAAAGAACAAGGAGUAUGACCGGCUUUAUGAAGAGUACACACGGACAUCACAGGAAAUUCAAAUGAAGCGGACAGCUAUUGAAGCCUUCAAUGAAACAAUCAAAAUCUUCGAGGAGCAGUGCCAAACGCAGGAACGGUACAGCAAGGAGUACAUCGAGAAGUUCAGGAGAGAGGGCAACGAGAAGGAGAUUCAGAGGAUCAUGGGAAACUACGAGAAGCUGAAGUCAAGAAUCAGCGAGAUCGUGGACAGCAAGCGGCGUCUGGAGGAAGACCUGAAGAAGCAGGCGGCCGAGUACAGAGAGAUCGACAAGAAGAUGAACAGCAUCAAGCCAGACCUCAUCCAGCUCCGCAAGACCCGAGACCAAUAUCUCAUGUGGCUGACACAGAAGGGAGUCAGACAGAAGAAGCUGAACGAGUGGCUGGGAAUCAAGAAUGAGAACACAGAAGAUCAGUACUCGAUGGUGGAAGACGACGAGGACCUCCCGCACCACGAUGAGCGCACCUGGAAGCUGGGCAACAUCAAGCGCGUGCAGGCCGAGGUCCUGCUCCGGGGAAAGAGAGACGGGACCUUCCUGGUGCGGGAGAGCAGCAAGCCCGGCUGCUACGCCUGCAGCGUUGUAGUGGACAGCGAGGUGAAGCAUUGCGUCAUCAACAAGACGCCCACAGGGUACGGAUUCGCAGAGCCCUACAACCUGUACAGCUCCCUGAAAGAACUGGUGCUGCACUAUCAGCACACCUCGCUGGUGCAGCAUAAUGACUCCCUGAAUGUCACGCUCGCCUACCCAGUGUAUGCGCACCAGCGGCGAUGAGCACCUCGCGAGACGACCCUGGGACCUCGCUUGUGAAAGAACGACGGGGACCUCACGGGUAGAAAGAAACGCCUUGGUCGAGGGAGGAGGCUUUGGCACGGAAACGCUGGGACAGGUUUCGUUUUUUUUUCCCCCAGGAGAUUCGUUGGAGUGCUCAAUAAUAAUAAAAAAAACAUUUCAGUCGCAGUGACUGUGUUCAGUCCGGCUAUGGAUGAAGUUCUCUGUCUCUCGCGCUUUUACAAGAAAUGCACAAAUUUAACCAGAGAUCGCCGAAUCCCUGAUUGGAGGGAAAGUGGGCUGAUUCUCAGUGGUGCUCUUUCUCAUUCGUUUAAGCUCUACCAGCUGGAAUGUCAAACACCAACUUCUCUGAGGUGCAUUUUUUGAGCAGUCCCCUUUUUCCCCCCUAGCUUGUGUGAGAGACAAAUGGCUGGUUCAGACAGCAGUUUGGUGUUGGAUGUGGUCCAUACACUUGUGUAAAGUGUUCAUUAACGAACAUUGGAUCAACUAAUUAAUGUAGCAAGAUGGCACUUUUUUCAUGAAAUAUGGACUCUCGAAUGGACUUAACUACGAGUGGUGCGUCAGAAGAGACACUCACGGGAAGAUUUUUAUGCUUGCGGGAAGCGCUAGCCUAUAGGGUAGCCUGCUCUGGGCAGUGGACAAUGAAAGUAAGAGCAGGGCUUGACUUAAGGGGACUGAGUACAUGUUACUUUGUACAUAUUCAG